AUGGCAACCUAUCGCGUCUUCCACGUCUACACUCAUGGCGCGCGCGACCACCAAGCAAUCUUCGUCGAGACCCAUGAGAACGGCACCGGCUCGGGCCACACCUAUCACGUCACUGGCAACAUUCUGAUGGGCAUGACAUACGAACACAAGAGUGCAACGCGCCCUGAGGAUCGAGCCGAGUUUCACGAGAAGCGAGACAUCGGUCAUGUGAAGCAGUCCGACUAUGAACGAGUUGAGCUUAUCUGCCGAGGAAUCGCAGUCCCUGGACGUCAGUUGAAUCUCAAAGGACAGAAGCUCGACCCAACGAAACCAGUCAGAAGAUGUGGAGAAUGGGCUGCCGACGCGAUCCAGGAAUUGAGAGAUCAAGGCGUACUAACUGAAUGA
Molecule: messenger RNA, 384 nt
Organism: Fonsecaea nubica
Lineage: Eukaryota; Fungi; Ascomycota; Eurotiomycetes; Chaetothyriales; Herpotrichiellaceae
Exons: 1
Coding region: 1-384 (127 amino acids)
Source: RefSeq, a predicted model, not a curated record